This is a messenger RNA of Sus scrofa (pig), 1854 nucleotides long. It is a transcript of the gene SUN3, whose product is annotated as Sad1 and UNC84 domain containing 3. NCBI's taxonomy places the organism in Eukaryota, Metazoa, Chordata, Mammalia, Artiodactyla, Suidae. Gene Ontology annotation, molecular function: protein-membrane adaptor activity. Gene Ontology annotation, cellular component: meiotic nuclear membrane microtubule tethering complex; nuclear envelope. The record is from RefSeq and is a predicted model, not a curated record.
CAGUGGAUACUUGUUUCUCCUAAGCUCAUGAGCAAGAGAAAUAUGUACACCAAUUUUCAUUACUGUGUGGGAAAGAAAGGAGAGGGGUAAGACUGAGGAAUGGUUUUCUGUGGUCUCGUAUUGUGUGUGGUCUGAAGACAACGCCCAUAGGAACACAUGGAUUUGCUGUAGCAGAAGAGGAGGUACGGGGCGCCCUAGGCGUUUCGUGGCAGGUUCAGGAGACGUGGCCCAGGAGCCCGUGAUGCACAUUCAGGAUGAGGUCCUGGCUGGUGGGGCGGGCUGCGCACCCCACCUGACUCAGGCACUGGGCCAUUGUGACGUGUCACAGAAGGUGAUGCAACAGAAUGGCCCGCAGCAUCUCAAGAUGUGUUCACUCUCAGUUUCCCCCUCGAAGGAGAAACACCUGAGAAGUAAGAAGACAAGGAACCCAACCCAACCUAAACUCACUCUCACAGCGUCAUGGUUUCUAGAAAGUAGCAAAGAGAAAAGGAACGGUAUUCUUCCUUCUACCAGCAAGUUUUUACUCAGCAGGGGAAAUGAGUGGCAGACCGAAGUUGAGAAGGGGUGCGAGGUUUUUCAGGGGUCGUUCUGAAGAAGCCAGCAGCAGCUCCAGCAGGAGUGCUGAGCUCUCAGAGCAGGAAAACCCUGAUUCCAACGGGUUGACUCGGUCACGGAAGCUUGUCAUGAGUAUGGUGUUUAUAUUGACUUUUCUUCUUCUGGGAUUUAGAAAUCACGUGAGGCUUAAAGAAAAAGAGUUUCCUCAGAAAUCCAGACAAUUUUUUGCAGUAAUUGCAGAAUAUGGUUCAAGGCUUUAUAAUUAUCAGGCCAGGCUUCGAAUGCCCAAAGAGCAACUGGAACUUUUAAAGAAGGAAAGCCAGAUUCUGGAAAACAACUUCCGGGAAAUUCUAUUUUUAAUGGAACAAAUAGAUGUUCUAAAGGCAUUGCUUAGAGAUACGCAGGCUGGUCUGCACAAUUACAGCUGGAACACCGAUGGAGACCCCACUGGAGUCCAGGACCACCCCGAGGUCAUCGACGAGGAAAUGUCACACUUGGUAAAUUACAUCCUUAAAAAGUUGAGAGAAGACCAAGUCCAGAUGGCUGAUUAUGCCCUUAAGUCAGCAGGAGCCUCUGUCAUUGAAGCUGGGACCUCAGAGAGCUACAAAAAUAAUAAAGCAAAACUGUACUGGCAUGGGAUUGGGUUCUUGAAUUAUGAAAUGCCUCCAGAUAUUAUUCUUCAGCCGGACGUCCAUCCUGGGAAGUGCUGGGCCUUUCCAGGUUCCCAGGGUCAUGCCCUGAUCAAACUUGCCAGGACGAUCAUACCCACCGCUGUUACCAUGGAGCACAUCUCAGAGAAGGUCCCCUCAGGAAACAUCUCCAGUGCACCCAAGGAAUUUUCUGUCUAUGGCAUCUCAAAACAAUGUGAAGGAGAAGAAAUUUUUCUAGGCCAGUUUAUAUACAACAAAACAGGAACUACCGUUCAAACAUUUACGCUCCAGCAUGAAGUUUCUGAAUUCUUAUUAUGUGUGAAACUUAAAAUCCUCAGCAACUGGGGACACCCCAAGUACUCUUGUUUAUAUAGAUUCAGAGUUCAUGGCACCCCAAGAGAUGACACCUAGAAGAACUGGUGCCCGAGGGCCAAAAUAGUCAAGUAUUUGGAUUCCCUUAGGUUAUACCGCAGCCUUAGGAAUAAAAAAACACCAGGACUGGGAGAGAAACUCAAAGCGGUUCCUACCUGCCAGUAAAAAGUGCAUGAAUUUUACUAAUAAAAACAUGAAACUAAAUUAAAUCUCUCUGUGUUAGUUUAGCGUCUGAGAAGGAAUCAUGUUUCUGAAGCACUGAAGAAUGAAUUUGCAC